AUGGGUAGAGGCAAGAUCGAAGUAAAGCGAAUCGAAAAUAAUACUAGCAGACAGGUAACGUUUUCUAAGAGACGUACCGGGCUGCUCAAGAAAACACACGAAUUAUCAGUAUUGUGUGAUGCGCAGAUUGGCCUCAUUGUCUUCUCCAACAAAGGGAAACUCUAUGAGUACACAAGUCACCCUCUCAGCAUGGCUCAAAUCAUAGACAAAUAUCUGAUAGCAACCGGUGCUCGGAUUCCCGAACAUAUGAAUAACCGGCAAAUGAAUAGUGAGCUGUCAAGGAUGAAGAAGGAGACUUUAAACCUUCAACUAAGCCUCCAAAGAUACAAAGGCAGUGACUUGAAUGCCGUACAGCUUGAGGAGCUUAAUCAACUUGAGCAACAGUUGGAGCUUUCCGUCCAGAAGGUCCGCGCUAGAAAGUUUCAGCUGUUGCAACAGCAAGUGGACAAUCUUCAACGCACGGAAAAAGCGUUGGAGAAGGAAAAUGAGGACAUGUAUCAUUGGCUGAUGAGUAGACAAGAAGAGCAGGUGAACCAGCAGCAACAAGUAGCAGCAAUGACUGAGCUGAGACUAGUAGGACAAGAUCAACAUCAAUUGUUUGAACAGUUUCCGUUUUAUGGAUCAGUAGAUGAACAGCCUGCAAACACUGCUAGUGUUCUUCAGCCUGACCUUCAACUGCACUCAUACCCAUCAUUCCGCCUCCACCCAGCUGCUCAACCCAACCUGCAGCCUGAUCAAUCCACUAGUGCACCUCAUCAUGACAUCUAUAUAUGGUGCUUAAAUCCAUUAUUCUAUUCCUUAUUAUUUUCUGAUUAA
Erigeron canadensis is the source of this 816-nucleotide messenger RNA. RefSeq names its product MADS-box protein defh21. The transcript is spliced from 6 exons. Gene Ontology annotation, molecular function: RNA polymerase II cis-regulatory region sequence-specific DNA binding; DNA-binding transcription factor activity, RNA polymerase II-specific; protein dimerization activity. NCBI's taxonomy places the organism in Eukaryota, Viridiplantae, Streptophyta, Magnoliopsida, Asterales, Asteraceae. Gene Ontology annotation, biological process: positive regulation of transcription by RNA polymerase II. The record is from RefSeq and is a predicted model, not a curated record. Gene Ontology annotation, cellular component: nucleus. Bases 1 to 816 code for a protein of 271 amino acids.